AACCGUCGCUACAACGUAGUAUCGUCGCUUCAACGAUCGACCAACACUGCGUUCAAUAUUACCAUGGCCUCCAAGCGCGAGCAGCCAGGCAGUUCCAACAAGGAGACGACGCCAGAAGAUGCAUUGGCGAAGCUCGACAAGAUGGCCAUUAUGAGGGAUGAAAAUGGGGCCAUCAAACGAUUCUUGGCGUACCAUCACCUCCACGAUGGAGAACUGAGUACCAUCAAUCUCGAACAAGCCAGGGUUAUACUCGGCGAGCUUGCGCGCUCCGACCAGCCAAUUCCGUCGAAUCACGCAUUCUACAAGCUCUGCAUGAAAGCCGUCAAGGAGAUCGAAGCGUGGCGAGGUCGUCACCCCAACUUCAACAUGGCCAUCGCUCAGAAUAAAAUGCCAUGGAUCCCAACAUCGAUCAGCCUAUCGGCACUCCGAUACUUGGACCCGAAAUAUGCGGGCUUUCCCCCAAAAGUGGACGCCGCAUUCAAGAAGGCGAAACUCAGCGAAUUUCCGGCGGUUGGAGGUCGAUCGAAUUGGUGGAACAAUGCAGCGUUGGACAACGAGAAAUGGCGGGACGAUAACCUAGUAGCGAAAAGCUCGAAGCCCCCGGUCCCUGGGUUUAGGGUCAAAGAGCUUCUCCGCCUUACGAUCUCGAGAACGAUCUUUGCCCGGUGUCGAUUGGUACCUCCCUCGCUGAGGAGGCAUCAUCGUCCUCCACCUCAGACGAUACCUAGUAGCGACGCCGAAAAUGAGGAGGAUGAGUCGAAACCCAAGAAGCGUCGCAAGACGGGUCACCCGACACCCUUCAACAACUUUCUCGGGACGGAGGAUGAGGCCGCGUCGACAGACCGACAGAAAUUCCUCAACGCUAUAGACAGAUACCAAAAGGCCUCCAAAAAGGAGGACGAGGCCCUGCAACGCCUCGCCGAUGCCCGACAAACCGCCGCCGCCGCCACAAAGGAGAGGAACGAGGCGGUGAGCAACGCAUUGGAGGUUAUGGUGGAGAUGCAACUCGGGGCCGACUUGAGACGCCGUAAUUUAGCGGUCCGCGUAGGUGACAUGGAGGAUGCAUCCGCGGAUGGUAACGGCGAGGGUGGGUCAGCCUAUUAAUGGUUGAGCCUUCGGCCGAUGGAUUGCUUUUAUUUUUGCUCAUCUUUUCACUCAAUAUGGGUUGAUGCAUUGGUUUGACGGGGACCUGGUCCCGUCCAUUUUAUUCUUCGACAUCAUCAUCAUCUUUUAUUCUUCGACAUCAUCAUCAUC
Molecule: messenger RNA, 1254 nt
Organism: Chaetomium fimeti
Lineage: Eukaryota; Fungi; Ascomycota; Sordariomycetes; Sordariales; Chaetomiaceae
Exons: 2
Coding region: 64-1104 (346 amino acids)
Source: RefSeq, a predicted model, not a curated record